Messenger RNA from Knipowitschia caucasica, 438 nucleotides. The record is from the annotation of a GenBank genome assembly. NCBI's taxonomy places the organism in Eukaryota, Metazoa, Chordata, Actinopteri, Gobiiformes, Gobiidae.
AUGUGCUUUUGGCCACCUUUCCAAAACGAUGCUCGCAUCGAUAGGGCGUGCAGAAAAAAGGAGCUUCCAGGAGACGACUGGCUCAAGUUUGAUAUCCGCAUCCUGGAAACAUGUGACCAGUACCUUAAAGUCAGGCAAGCUUUGCAGAGGGCACUGACCUGCUCCACAUCUGACCUUCAGUCAGACGAGGAGCCUUCUGGACCAAGUAAGCGGAAGCGUAAAGCAAUUCACCAUUUUGGAGACAGUGGCUCAGAGAGCGCUGAGCCAGAGCCAACAAAAGAGAGAAGAAAAGCUCCAUUUAUUCCACCACGACCAACAACACAAACACCAAUGGCCAAAGAACACACUCCUACUUCCCCUUUGAAUUUGACCAUUUUAAAAGCUACACAGAUCCAAAUACUGGGCCUUCUCGAAACGAUAAAGCUCCAGCAAGAGUAG